AAUUAGCCUACAAAUACCCUUGAGACAUUGCCCUUUCUAAACUUGAAAUCACUUGGUUGAAGCAGAAAAAUGGCCACCUCAAAACUUCAAGUCGCAAUGUUUCCCUGGUUUGCCUUUGGCCACUUUAUUCCUUACCUUCACCUCUCAAACAAGCUUGCAGAGAGAGGUUUCAAGGUCUCCUACUUAUUGCCCAAAGGAGCCUCGCUAAAGCUACAACAACUCAACCACCACUCAGAACUUAUUCACUUCCUUACUCUUGCGGUUCCCCAUGUAGAUGGUCUCCCUCCAGGUGCUGAAACUGAUUCCGAUGUACCAUUCUCUCUUCAUGACCUCCUUGUUUCUGCCAUGGACAAAACUCGAGAUAAAGUUGAGACCAUUCUCAGCAAUCUCAAGCCAGAUAUUGUCUUCUUCGAUUUUGCACGAUGGAUUCCAGCAAUAACCCGUCAGUUAGGCACCAAAUCAAUCCACUUUUCCGCGGUUAACGCAUGCGCAUAUGCGUUCUUCAUGGUUCCAGCUCGAAGAAUUUCUGUGGAGACUACCUUGGAAGAGCAAAUCCAACCACCGCCUGGCUACCCAUCUGCUACUGUGAUAAUAAAACCCAAUGAGGCCCCUCAUAUUGCUCCGCUAAACGAUGCCCCUGCAAGGGCUUCCCUUUACGAACGCUUAACUGACAGCUUGAAAGAAAGCGAUGCAAUUGCUAUGAGAACUUGCCGUGAAAUCGAGGGACCUUACUGUGACUAUCUUGCACAACAGUACUCAAAGCCUGUGCUGUUAACAGGGCCUGUAUUGUCUGAAACACAAGCUGCACAGCUUGAAGAGAAAUGGGAUAAGUGGCUAAACAAGUUUGAGCCAGGUUCAGUGGUGUAUUGUGCAUUUGGUAGCCAAAUGAGACUACAAAAGGAGCAAUUCCAAGAGAUGAUAUUGGGGUUUGAGUUAAGUGGGUUUCCGUUCUUGGUAGCUCUGACGCCACCUCAUGGAUGUUCAACCAUAGAAGAAGCAUUACCUGAGGGAUUUAAAGAGAGAAUUGCUGACAGAGGUUGGGUAGAUGGAGGAUGGGUACCACAGACACUGAUACUAAAACAUGCUUCUAUUGGGUGUUUUGUGAGUCACUGUGGAUUUGGUUCGAUGUGGGAAUCUUUGGUUAGUGAUUGCCGAAUAGUGUUGAUUCCAUAUCUGCCUGCCCAAGCAAUGGCUGCUAAAUUAAUGGUAGAAGAACUGAAGGUGGCAGUAGAAGUGGAGAGAAGAGUUGACGGGAUGAUUGGGAAGGAAGGUUUGAGGAAGGCAAUCAAAUCAGUAAUGGACAACGAGUGCGAAUUGGGUAAAUCACUGAAGAACAAUCAUUUUAAGUGGAAAAAUAUAUUUUCUGGCAAGAAUUGGCAAGAUGAGAUGAUUGAUAUUUUCGUUCGAGAUCUGCAGUUUAUUUUGGAAUCUGGGAAAUAGAAAUCUCCAGGGGCCUUCAUGCUCAUGCAUAUGCAAUUUAAAUGCAGAAAUGUAUAAGCUCUGUAGGUUGAGUGGGCAGUGGGAGACAGCUGUGAUCUUGUUAUAAUUUUGAGUGCAUAUUCAUAUAU
Molecule: messenger RNA, 1568 nt
Organism: Pistacia vera
Lineage: Eukaryota; Viridiplantae; Streptophyta; Magnoliopsida; Sapindales; Anacardiaceae
Product: anthocyanidin 3-O-glucoside 2'''-O-xylosyltransferase-like
Exons: 1
Coding region: 70-1440 (456 amino acids)
Molecular function (GO): UDP-glycosyltransferase activity
Source: RefSeq, a predicted model, not a curated record